ACAAAAACAGUAAACGAGGAAAAGAUUGCACACUUCCAUACACAUCGAUGAACUUCUGUUCAUUCAGCAACUUUUCAGCUAUUGAAAUGUUACAAUAUUGUGUACAUUUUAAUAUUGUAUUUGAUGGGUUUCUGUGAGGAUACUGAGCGUGGCAGCUGAUUUUUUCAUUACAAAUAAAAAUUAACAUGAUGACAACGAUGGCAAAUCCAUGCAAUAUAUCUGCGGACCUGGAAAAGUUCAUUGUGAAAGAGGCUCCUCCAACUGUAUAUUACAUUCCAAAUUACAUAACUGAGACUGAGGAGGAGCAUCUACUGCAACAGGUAUACAGAGCUCCCAAACCCAAGUGGACACAGUUAUCAGGGAGGAGGCUACAGAAAUGGGGUGGGCUGCCAAAUCCCAAAGGAAUGCUUGCUGAGAAACUCCCUGAAUGGCUGCUAAAGUACACUGAGAAAAUAUCUUCUCUUGGGGCAUUUGCUGGAAAGACAGCUAAUCAUGUGCUGGUCAAUGAAUACAAGCCUGGGGAGGGAAUUAUGCCUCAUGAAGAUGGACCACUAUAUCACCCCACUGUAACAACUAUCAGUCUGGGCUCUCACACAGUUCUGGACUUCUACAAGCCUGUUUGUCUGACACAGCUUGAAAUUCCUCAAACAGAAGAGAGCCGCUAUAUGUUAUCGCUGUUGGUGCAGCGACGAAGUCUACUAAUUCUGCAGGAUGACAUGUAUAAAUGCUACCUCCAUGGUAUCCAAGGAGUUUGUGAGGAUACACUGUCAGACCAUGUGGUAAAUCUGUCCUCAACGGGGGGCCAGGUGGGUGACGCAUUGCCCCGUGGCACCAGAAUCUCCCUUACCAUCCGCCACGUUCUCAAAGUCAUCCGAGCCAAUCUGUUACUUGGCAAGAAGUGACACUCAAGAUCUUGCCUGAGCUUUUAACUAGAUAAACAGGUUAUGCCUGUCUAAACCCUCUAAGCAAAGUGUGUAAAUGCAACACACAGAAGUGUCUACACUGUAAGGAUGUCAUACUUUGGAUGCUUUACUGGAUGGCAUUUACGCUGCUUGAUUGAAAUUGUAACAGUUCUGAUUGAGUGGAGAAUCUUGAUCAUUUAGACAUCAGAAAACAGCAUUAACCUUAGUGCUGCUAACCCACAAGGGACGUUUGUUUAUCUGUUCUCUUGUUGCACAGAACUUUAAAAUUACUUGUUUCAUUUGGACAGGAAGCAGAGCAAUAGAAGACUGAGAAACAUUUCUCCCUCAAAGUCUCCCUGAAUCUUAAAUGUCUUUAAGGAUUGUCUAAUCUUGUGCAAAAAUGUACAUUGACUAUGUUUCAGUGAAAAGAUGAAGCAAAAGGCUGCUUUUGCAACUGAAUAAAUGUACUGCGUAUAUAUAUAUG
Xyrauchen texanus (razorback sucker) is the source of this 1386-nucleotide messenger RNA. RefSeq names its product alpha-ketoglutarate-dependent dioxygenase alkB homolog 6. The coding region runs from base 186 to 902 and encodes 238 amino acids. The record is from RefSeq and is a predicted model, not a curated record. The transcript is spliced from 6 exons. Lineage: Eukaryota; Metazoa; Chordata; Actinopteri; Cypriniformes; Catostomidae.